Panicum virgatum (switchgrass) is the source of this 528-nucleotide messenger RNA. Its product is annotated as metacaspase-4-like. NCBI's taxonomy places the organism in Eukaryota, Viridiplantae, Streptophyta, Magnoliopsida, Poales, Poaceae. Gene Ontology annotation, biological process: proteolysis. Bases 1 to 528 code for a protein of 175 amino acids. The transcript has a single exon. The record is from RefSeq and is a predicted model, not a curated record. Gene Ontology annotation, molecular function: cysteine-type endopeptidase activity.
AUGCUCCGGGAGAGCACCGGGGAGGACGGCGUCCGCGUGGGCACGAUCCGGGCGACGCUGUUCCGCCACUUCGGCGACGACGCGAGCCCCAAGGUCAAGAGGUUCGUGCAGGCCAUGGCGGCAGGCAAGCUCCGGCGGCAGGGCGGCAAGCUGCCGGAGGGAGACGACAACGGGGAGCGGGUGGAAACUCUCGGCCUGGCCGCCUUGGCCUCGGGACAGGAGGCGCGCGGCGUCAGGGAGGUCUACGCCGGCACGGCGGCGAGCGUGCCCCUGCCCCGCAACGGCGUCCUGAUCAGCGGCUGCCAGACGGACCAGACCUCGGGGGACGCGACCACGGCGGAGGGCGUGUCCUACGGCCUGCUCAGCAACGCCAUCCAGACCAUCCUCGCCAGGAACAAGCGCGGGGCGGUGACGAACAGGGAGCUGGUGCUCAAGGCGCGGGAGCUGCUGUCCAAGCAGGGGGCCACUAAUCAGCAGCCCGGGCUCUACUGCAGCGAUGAGCAUGCCAGUGCGCCUUUCAUAUGCUGA